CAUCCCCAUAUCUCCAACAUGCUUCUUCAAGGAAACUUCUCCCUUCCCUUCCGAUCACCCCUUUCCCUCCGAUCUCCCACCGUCCACCACCACCCUCGCCGAUUCUCCUUCGCGGCGGCGCAACACCAGUACGCCAUCUCCGACGAAGACCUAGAAUCUCGUGGGUUCACCCUCCGUCGCACAAUCGAAGACCUAAACCUCGACCACCUGAACUCCGUCUUCGUGGCGGUGGGUUUUCCGAAGCGGGACACCGACAAGAUUAAAGUGGCAUUGGAGCACACAGACUCGUUGUUGUGGGUGGAGUACGAGAAGACGAAGCGACCGGUGGCGUUUGCCAGAGCGACCGGCGAUGGCGUGUUUAAUGCCAUCAUAUGGGAUGUGGUGGUGGAUCCGACGUUCCAAGGGAUUGGGUUGGGGAAGGCGGUGAUCGAAAGAGUGGUGGAGGAGCUUUUGCAGAAGGGGAUUACGAAUAUAGCUUUGUAUUCGGAGCCCCGAGUGUUGGGAUUCUAUCGACCUCUCGGGUUUGUUUCGGAUCCGGAGGGGAUCCGAGGAAUGGUGUACUCGAGAAAGAAGAAGAAAUAAUGGUUGCAUCCGACGACCCAAUGAGUUUUUUUUUAUUUAUUAAUUAAGAAAUUAUUUCUUCUAUUAUA
Molecule: messenger RNA, 650 nt
Organism: Cynara cardunculus var. scolymus (artichoke)
Lineage: Eukaryota; Viridiplantae; Streptophyta; Magnoliopsida; Asterales; Asteraceae
Product: serotonin N-acetyltransferase 2, chloroplastic
Exons: 1
Coding region: 19-582 (187 amino acids)
Cellular component (GO): cytoplasm
Molecular function (GO): N-acetyltransferase activity
Source: RefSeq, a predicted model, not a curated record